Henningerozyma blattae CBS 6284 is the source of this 1674-nucleotide messenger RNA. It is a transcript of the gene RQT4, whose product is annotated as Rqt4p. The transcript has a single exon. Lineage: Eukaryota; Fungi; Ascomycota; Saccharomycetes; Saccharomycetales; Saccharomycetaceae. Gene Ontology annotation, cellular component: nucleus. Bases 1 to 1674 code for a protein of 557 amino acids. The record is from RefSeq and is a predicted model, not a curated record. Gene Ontology annotation, molecular function: zinc ion binding. Gene Ontology annotation, biological process: regulation of DNA-templated transcription.
AUGACUAGAUCUCAAGCUAUUGAAUACGCUGCUAAAAUAAUCCCCAAUAUUGUACCUAUUGAGGAAAGUGAUGCUAGGGUUCUAUGCAAUGGCAUUGUUUCAAAUGAUUGGGAGCUUGAAGGCCAUGAUGCUAUAUCUGCUAAAUUUUUUGAUAUCUUAGGUCAGACUGACAUGGCUUUCGAGUUUGUGAUAGAAUUUAAUAGACUACUGUCAGAGAAAGAUACGCACAAAACAGAAUCAGCGAAAAUACUUCCCACUACUAAUAAGACUAACCAUUCUCAAAACAAUCUCAAGAAUUCCAAAGAAAGUCCCAAUAUAUAUGAUAAAAACUCUAAAAGUACCAUGGAGAAGGGGCAAAAUAACACAGCAAAAAGGGAAAGCUCUUUAACUACUAAAAAUUCUAACUCUGAAUCUGAUGGUUACACAAUAUCACAAAAAUUUCAAGGUAGUAAAACCAAAUUGAAUAAUUCUACUAGAAGUGCAAAGACAAAGAAAGCAAGAUCCUUGAAGGAGAUUGAAGAUGUUGUAAAAAUGUUAGAAUUAGAAGAAGAAGGUGGUGAUAUAAAAAAUUAUAUCUGUAAUUGCCAAGGAAAUAGACAUCCUGUAUUUGAUGCUGCACCUAAUUGUUUAUUAUGUGGUAAAAUUAUAUGUGCUCGAGAAGGUUUGCAUAUGAAAAGUUGUUCUUUCUGCGGCGAAGAACUCAUAUCCUCAAAAGAGAGAAUGAUGAUUUUGGAGUUAUUGAAAAAAGAAAAGGAAGAUAUUAAUAAUAAUUUAAAUAAAACUAAUUUGAAUGAUUCAGAUAAAAGUAAAAAAAAGAAGAAAAAAGAGAAAAUUUACAUGAUGUCUACUGCAAUGGGAAAAAAUGAAUUUCAAAAAUCAGAUAAACAAUUAAUGAAGAUGGAAAAAGAUUUAGAAAGAGAAAGAAGGAGGAAAAUGGUAUUAGAGGGUGAAAGUAUUCCUCAUGAACAAUCUGUAGAAAAUUUAUCAUCAACUGCUGAUACCCAUGAUCCUAAUGUGGAUCCUGAUUUAGUGGCGGCACAGGAAAGAUUAGACAAGCUAUUAUACUUUCAAGAUACCUCUGCUGAACGUACUAAGAUUAUUGAUAAUGCAAGCGAUUUUAGCAUGUCAGAUAAUGGAAAUAUAUGGGGAUCUGCCAGAGAAAGAGCCUUAAUGUUAAAGAAACAACAGCGAAACUUAAAGAAAUGGGAAAAAGAUGAACGAGAAAGGAAUGGAAGAAAAGAUAAAUAUACUGUUAGCUUAAACAUCGGUAAAGAUGGUAAAGUAACAAUGACGGAAUCUGAAAAGCAACGCAAACCAAUUACAGAAUCUGAUAUAGAAGAUGAUGAGCUAUUAGAAACCAUUAGUGAUGAAGAAGAAUUAUCAGCCUUACGAGAGAUUAGAGCCUUAAAACAUGAAGUUAGUCUUGAUAAACAAAGUGAAUCUGCUCUUCUUCAAAAUAAAGUUUGGGAUUUUGAAGAAAAUUUGAAACAGUUUUCUGCUCCGGUGUAUAUAGGUUCAACUCCAGUCGAAACAAAUCAAGAUAUAGAUGUAGCUGAUGACAAUAACUGUUCAAAGAAGGGUCUAGCUCAAAACCCUGAUAAAUUAAAGUCCAGGAUUCAAAUCGGCGCUUCUCAAGAUGAUACUUUAGAAGAAAGCGUUUUAGCAGUUUAUUAG